AUGGCGUCUCACCCUGAUCCGCCGGCAGAUGUUCCUCUCGGAGCUGGAGUGCAUGCAUCUCUCGUCUACGGUAUGGUAUGUAUGCAGCUGUUGAGAGCGCGUGCUGAGGGGGAUUUCCCAGGUCUGCCCUACCGUGGCCGUGCCUACAUUCCCUUGGUCGUGCAUUUGACUGUGCUGCUGGGCUUCCCAGCCGGCUGGAUAUACUCACUCACUUACUGUGUAUAUGUAUGCCGGCGGCGCUGUGGUUUCCCUCGUCGUGCGGUCGUCACGGCGUCGCAGGUCAUCGCCUGGGUCCACAAUGAUAUAAACGACAUUGGUACACAGGGCACUCGAAUGGGGAACAUGAAAUGGAGUGGUGGAGUGGUAUUUCCCAGGAGAAAGUCUGAUCGCGAGAAGACGACGAUGAGGUGA
Molecule: messenger RNA, 411 nt
Organism: Dissoconium aciculare CBS 342.82
Lineage: Eukaryota; Fungi; Ascomycota; Dothideomycetes; Mycosphaerellales; Dissoconiaceae
Exons: 1
Coding region: 1-411 (136 amino acids)
Source: RefSeq, a predicted model, not a curated record